Messenger RNA from Mus musculus (house mouse), 1145 nucleotides. It is a transcript of the gene Slamf9, whose product is annotated as SLAM family member 9. Lineage: Eukaryota; Metazoa; Chordata; Mammalia; Rodentia; Muridae. The transcript is spliced from 4 exons. The coding region runs from base 138 to 995 and encodes 285 amino acids. Gene Ontology annotation, cellular component: membrane. The record is from RefSeq and is marked validated.
UGGAGGGAGAAUUAUUUCCCUCUCUGCUUCCUGCCAGUAUCAACCAGUCAUUCUGCCUCUAUGGACCCCUUACCAGCUUGUGUUUCCACAGCCUAGCCAGCUGACCAAGUCACUCUUCCCAGGCAAGAGCUGCCAAUAUGGGGGCCCUUCUGUGGUCACUCCUGCUGCUGCUUCAGGAAGCCAAAGGGUUUUCUGGAGAUGAUGAGGAUCCUGAGGAAGUGGUUGGUGUCCUGCAAGAGUCUAUCAACCUCUCUCUGGAAAUACCAUCCAAUGAAGAAAUUAAGCACAUAGACUGGCUCUUUCAAAACAACAUUGCCAUCGUGAAGCCAGGCAAAAAGGGACAGCCAGCCGUUAUCAUGGCAGUGGAUCCUCGAUACCGGGGCAGAGUGAGCAUCUCUGAGUCCAGCUACUCCCUGCAUAUUAGCAAUCUGACCUGGGAAGACUCAGGGCUUUACAACGCCCAAGUCAACUUGAAGACAUCUGAGUCCCACAUCACGAAGUCUUACCAUCUCCGUGUCUACCGGAGGCUGUCAAAGCCCCACAUCACUGUGAACUCUAACAUCUCAGAGGAAGGUGUCUGUAAUAUAUCUCUGACGUGCUCCAUAGAGAGAGCAGGCAUGGACGUGACCUACAUCUGGCUUUCAUCACAGGACAGCACUAACACAUCCCAUGAAGGCUCUGUCCUCAGUACAUCCUGGAGGCCUGGUGACAAAGCUCCUUCCUAUACUUGCAGGGUCAGCAACCCCAUCAGCAACAUCAGUUCCCGUCGCAUCUCUGUUGGGUCCUUCUGUGCAGAUCCUGGAUAUCUGGAGAAGCCUUCAAUGCUCUGCUUACUGGUUAAGAGCUUGUUCCUUCUCCUACUCUUGGCAAUUCUAACUGUGGGACUCUGCCUCUUCCGAGCCCAGAAAAGCUAUGAGACGCCAAGGGUGAGGAAACUCAAGAGAAACCGCAUCAAACUGAGGAAGAAGGGGAAGUCUGGCCCUACUCCCGUCUGAUUGGCUUUUGAGGUCCUCUUCUGAGCUUUGUUUCAGGCUCUAGGGAAAUUCUCUGGGGGACUGGUGGGAUUGGGAUCAGAGUUGAACAUCUAAAAGAGCAGUAUUCCCUGAGAGACACCAUCUGAAAAUAAAGCCAAGUCCCUACCCCUA